UUAACAGCAGCGUAUGGUUACCGAACAGUAAUGCUCGGUCAAUGUUGUCACUGAAAUAUUUGCCUAGAACGAUAUUUUCGGAUUAUUUUUUGUACAUGCGAGCAUGUUUCAGCAACUUUCAUGCCUCGACGACAUGUCUAGAAGUUGACCUGUAUAACUUGCUUUACAAGAAAAGCCAAAGCGAACAGUCAACAAAGCAGGUUACGGGAGCUGGUACUAGGCUUUCAAGCAAGUCGGGCAAAUGCAGAACUCGAAGGCAAGUGUGCCAGCUUAUAUUGGACCAUUUCGACUCUCAGUACAGCCAAGAGCUUGGAGACCAGUGGGGCUCUGUAAGGAGUGUCCUGCUGAAUCCACACUGCUGGCAGCACGGUGCCCUGCUGAACCGCUUCGGUGACCUUGCAGGCGUCCAGUCGCAUCUCCACUCGCUGGGCUACCACAGUCUCGUACCCCAUUCUCAUUCUCCUGCCUCCCGGUCUGAGCCUGGCUCCUCGCACAUCUGCAGCCCUUUGCGGUGUCUCCUUCCAGAAGGUGUGACGCGUCUGCCUACCCAGCGCCACCGGGCCGGCUGGUUGAAGCAGUAUUACCUGCUUAAUGCCGCCUCUCUGCUGCCGGUGCUGGCUCUGCAGGUGAGGGACGGCGAGAAGGUGCUAGACCUGUGCUCGGCCCCUGGUGGGAAAGCUCUUGCUGUGCUGCAGGAGGCCAUGCCAGGACUGUUGCGCUGCAACGACGUGGACGAAAGCAGGUCCAAGUGGCUGCAGAAGACUCUGCAGUCAUACAUCCCUCCUGCGGUCCUGAGCACGGUCACCGUGACGAACACAGAUGGCAGGGCUAUCGGCAGUGCAGAGCCACAGGUGUAUGACAAGGUGCUGGUAGAUGCCCCGUGCUCUAAUGACCGCAGUUGGCUAUUUACCCCUGGACCCCAGCAGGGGGAGCUGUGGUUAAGAGCACGAACCCAACUCCCCCACUUACAAAAGGACCUGCUCUGUUCAGCCUUGGCAGCAGUGCGUCCCGGAGGAAUGGUGGUUUACUCCACCUGUACUUUGUCCCGUGGAGAGAACCAAUCAGUCGUGGAGGCAGUUCUUACUUCCUGCCCAGGGGUGGAGCUUCUAGACCUAGAGGAAGAGCUGAUUGGCUCGCUCUCUCAACAUUUUACAUUUGCACGCCUCCAGCCUCCGUUGGGCCAUUUGGUGGUUCCGGAACAUGGAAGAACCUGGGGGCCCAUGUUUGUAUGCAGACUGAGGAGACUCUCCUGAAGAUGUACAUUACCUUGGUGUGAAAGGAAUUUUAAACGUUGUCCUGCCUUGAUAGCAUAAUGUUCUUUUCUAUUACGGUCAUGCUUUAGCUGGUCUCAUUAAAUUCCUGUGCCAUGGUGAAAGACAAAAUCUUAAAUGGAGGAUGAAGUGAAAGGCUUAUUAGUAAUGUGCUUUUCUUGCUGAAGCGUCUUUGACAAGUAGUUAGACAUGGACUGAUUAAAGACUUGACUGCCUCUGCAAAUCAACUUUUCUCAAUAAAAUGUAUAAUCAUUCGAA
Molecule: messenger RNA, 1529 nt
Organism: Electrophorus electricus (electric eel)
Lineage: Eukaryota; Metazoa; Chordata; Actinopteri; Gymnotiformes; Gymnotidae
Source: RefSeq, a predicted model, not a curated record